AUGUCCAGAAUAGGCAACAUGCCCGUCGAUCUGCCGACCGGCGUCGAUGUGGAUAUACAGGGCAGCGAUGUUACGGUCAAGGGCGCGCAGGGCGUCCUGACUUUCACGUUUCAUCCGGAAAUGACCAUAGAGCGUAAUAACGGCUCAGUGGUGGUUCGACGCCCGUCUGACGAAGGGCAUCAUCGUGCGUUGCACGGGCUGACCCGCAGCCUGCUCGCCAAUAUGGUUACAGGCGUGAGCCAGGGAUUCGGCAAAAGUCUGGAACUGGUCGGCGUAGGCUACAGGGUGCAGCAGAGCGGUAAGGGCAUCACGUUAAGUGUGAUGUACAGCCAUCCUGUGGAAAUUCAGCCACCGGAUGGGGUUACGCUCGAGGUAGAAGGCAAUAACCGCAUUCACGUCCGCGGUAUCGACAAGCAGAAAGUUGGACAACUGGCGGCGCAGAUUCGCAAAGCGCGCCCACCUAAUGUCUAUACGGGCAAAGGCAUUCGCUAUCUCGGCGAACAGAUACGCUUAAAGCCCGGUAAGAGCGCCAGGAGAGCGUAG
This is a messenger RNA of Geodia barretti, 543 nucleotides long. NCBI's taxonomy places the organism in Eukaryota, Metazoa, Porifera, Demospongiae, Tetractinellida, Geodiidae. The record is from the annotation of a GenBank genome assembly.